AUGAACGAAGACGAGUGGCAGGCCUUCCGGCCUGAGAUCCAGCGUCUGUACAUAGACGAAAACAAGACGCUGCCGGAAGUUCGGAGGCACCUGGAGUCCAGGUACGGCUUUCGAGGAACGAAGACGCAGUAUGAGCGACGACUCAAGAAAUGGGGCCUCGUCAAGAACCAGAAGGUCUCGGAUCUCGAAUGGAAGUUCAUCGGCAGGCGCAUCCACAAGCGGAAGCUCGCCGGCAAGCACAAGAGCGAUGUGUACAAAUACGGUAGACAGGUACCCCCGGGUACAGUCAAGACCGCGGUGUACGGUGGGAAAGCAUACGUCCCGACCACGAUGCUUGCCAGAGAGUCGUCCCCAAGCACACCCGAUAGUAUUCUCGUUUGCAGUCCUGCGUCUCCAGGGCUGCACUUUUCCUCGAAGCACCCCCUUCCAUGGCAGAGCUUUUCCAAGCUUCUGCCCACGGAUUAUAUCCAACAUGAGCACCAUUCCUUUUCCACCACCGUGUCGCCCCGCUGGGAGAUCAUGAGCCCGUCGUGCGAAUGGAAACAGCGUGUGCGAACACACCUUAGCCUCGCCGUGCCAUGGAUCAAGCUCGAUUGCCUUUCAGGCAAAGAGUGCUGCAGCCGAGACGCCUCUGCCGUAAUGGCCCUAAUGCCGAACCAUGAAACCCUCGCCUCAAGGUCGUGUCAAGAUGCGAAUCACAGCCUUGACUUGUUUGAAAUCCAGCUGUUCCUCAUGUCCAAUUCCUUUGGUGUAAGCGAUGCGCAGAAUAUGGAGACGCUCCGCAUAUCAGGUUUGGACCGCCUCGAUCGUUUUCAGACCCUGUUGACCGUGGAAGAGCCAACCGCUGCGGCCGUAGCAGAGAGGCUUUUUGCAAGCGCCUUGCGGUUGUUUGACAUUAAUAUCGUGAGCAUGAUGCUGAAGGCUGGGAUGAACGCCAACGGUGUCCUGUCGAGCACAGAUACGCCCGGCCAGGAGACCAUGUCAUAUUUGGAAUACGCCGCCGAAAGCUCCGGCCAGAGUGGGCGAGAACUUUUGGAGCUUCUUCUAUCUCACGGCGCAGACGCCAACCUGAGAGAUUAUAGCAAGCCAGCUAUGCGACGAGCUAUAUGUCGAAAGAAUACUGGGGCGAUUGAGAAGCUCCUCCUCCAUGGCGCUAUUGUUGCAGCAAAAGAUCUCGCCGCUGCAGCCAAGUAUCUCGACGACAUGGCCCUCUUCGAACACCUUCUGGCUGCAUGCCCUGAUGUGAACCCUGACAUGGACCCUGAUACGUACAGCGCCCUAGCAGAGGCGGUGAUGCGACAAAACGUCCACAUGAUUAGCCUUCUGUUGGCCAGAGGUGCGGACCCCGCCGGCACUGUACGAGUUGGAUUACGAUCUGGAGCUCACGGGUUCACUACGCAUCUUGGGCUGGCCAUCCAAACAAACGAGUUAUCGGUUAUAGAGGCCAUACUCAAUGCGCGCAAUAGCAUUGUUCAUGAUGAGAUUGAUCAGUCGUCCCGGAGUGAAUAUAUUUCUCCCCUCGCGCUUGCUGUCGACAGAGGCAACCCUGGACUUGUGGAUCUUCUCGUGCAGGCCGGUGCUGAUCCUCGAGCAGAAGAUCCAUCGCGUGGGUUGACGCUAUUAGAAAUGGCGGUCACGCAAAACAACAUCGACAUGUGCCGAACACUUCUGGCAUAUGGCGCCCCUGUGGACCCUCCUUCACACAGGCGGAAACAGUCGCCCCUUUCCGUAGCGGUUGACGAAGAGCGUGUUGACAUGGUCUCCCUUCUGCUUAGUGCAGGGGCUCGUGUCAAUGACGAGUAUGAUGAGCUCCCUGGGACUGUACUUGCCAGGGCCAUCGAGCACGGAAACGUGCUGCUGGUCGAUCUGUUACUGAACGCCGGGGCAGAACGGGUGGGAGGGUCGUUGCGAUGCAUCGGGAAUUUGAAAACAGCAGUAUACCUCCGCCGGGCAAACAGACUGCAGAGCAUCCUGGAUAUCAGUGGAGCUGCGGUUCUGGCAAUUUCUAUCCUGUCAGAAGACGAUGCGUUGGCACAGUUCCUGCUCGACCACUCCUUUGACGUUAAUGGCACCACUGUAUUUGACUAUUUGUGGCAUUGUGCCUGCUCGGACGAUGAUCCAAUAUAUGUCCGAGUGCCUGAAACGACGCCACUAAGCGCAGCUUUGCAGACAGGCAAGAUUCGCCUGGCAGCCGACAUUCUAGCCCGCGGCGCGGAGAUAACCGACCCUGACCUCGGAGCAGCAUUGCAGCAUUCUCUAUCGGAGAGUCGGGAUGGCUGGUUCUACUACCUCCUGGAUCGGGCUUCUGGCCAUGCCCCCACGGCAAUCGGGAUUGCCAUCAUGGCCGGUCGAGCAGAUAUCCUACAGCUUAUGCUCAGCAAGGGUGUGAGCCCAGAGGGUGUUCCUAAGUUAAAGCAUACCUGGCAAUUACGUGGACCAAAGUACAGCCUCCGUUUCGACGAACCACACUCGGUGCUUGAAGUGGCAGUUAUGGAGAACAACGAACGUAUUCUCCGGACUCUAUGUGACUCUCAUCCAUGGGGAGAAACGCAAAAAGGGCGGGCGCUGUCCCUCGCGAUCGUUUUCCGUCGAGACGAACUCGUCGAGUACCUGUUGCAAGAAACGCUGGAUAUGAACCAGGAAGUCCAUGUCCAUUUUUGGAAUCCAAACGGGCAUUAUAGCCGUGCCGACUCGGAGUUGGAAAAGUCAUGCACUCCUCUCCAAGCUGCAGUCUUGAAUCAAGAUGCCUUCUUGGUGCAGCAGAUCCUGAAGAAUCCAACUACCGAUAUCGACCACUGCAGCAAUGAUCACCAUGCGGCGGGAACAGCGUUGCUGCUAGCUGUGAAGCAUGGUAAUAUGCAGCUGGUCGAUAUACUCCUUGACCACGGGGCGGAUGUCAAUAGACGUUGCAACUUGAAUGGAGAUGCUACACCGUUGCAAUGCGCCGCUAGAAAGGGCUUCCUCGGUAUUGCUCGCAGACUUCUCGAUCAUGGGGCCGACAUCAACUAUGACCCCAAGCAUUGGUUAGUGCAGUCGGCAUUGGUCGAAGCCGCUACACAUGGCCGCAUUGACAUGGUUCAGAUGCUGCUCAAUGAAGGGGCGUCUGUGGUGGGUGCGGCUGGUAGGAAACAGUACAAGGAGGCUGUGUCGAACGCAGAUGGGAACGGACAUCAUGCUGUGGCAGAACUUAUAAGGGCAUUCAAGCACCGCAAGGAGGUGGAGAUGCGUCCUGUUCUGGAACUUGACAGUGAUAAUGAUAUGUCAUGA
Molecule: messenger RNA, 3267 nt
Organism: Aspergillus mulundensis
Lineage: Eukaryota; Fungi; Ascomycota; Eurotiomycetes; Eurotiales; Aspergillaceae
Exons: 3
Coding region: 1-3267 (1088 amino acids)
Molecular function (GO): protein binding
Source: RefSeq, a predicted model, not a curated record